CUCAACAUAUCAUUUAGUUGCGCGCCGUCGUACGUUGCGGACGCACGUCAUAUUCGUUAGGUUAACAUUGCGUGUUGCCUGCCCACUUUCUUGUUGACUGUUGUUUAGUUUCAACAGAAAAAAGUGCUUAAAAAACAGUGUUUUAAAAUUGCAAUAGAAUCCAAACAGUUUGAAUUAAAAAAAAAAAUCUCCAAAACGUACACGAGGUUAAUUCUUUUCACGAGUUUGAUUUGUCAAACUUUAGUUUUUAAAAGUUCCUGAGCUUUUGCCUACCGUUUAAACGGUUGACUAUGGGUACGAUGUCCGUUCGUACGCCCAUAGCAAAGUCGACGAAAGCCCUUUGGAAUAUGUCACUAUUGUGGAAAAUAUUCACAAUUAUUGUGGUAUUGCAGACAUGUGGAAUAAACGCUAAGGAUUUACAAAAUGAUUUGUCAUUUGAUGAUACCAUCGACAUCGAUCGAAUCGAUGAAUCGAAUAAUUUGCGCAGUGCGCGAGAUCUCGAUGAGACAGCCUUUCUCGAAGACGAACUACAGCCCGUAGACGAAAGUGAAGCGAACAACGAAGGCAGCUGGCUGGUGCAGAGUGUUAAACGCGUCCGACGUGAGUUGGGACGUCUGUUUGGGUCUGAUGCUAAUAAAGCUGAACACAAACCCCGCAAACAUCACAAAAAACGUGGUGAACAUGCGGAUAAUGCCGCCAAAAGAUCCGGCGAAGGACGUAAAAAAGGCCAUCGUGGUGAUGGCAAUAAACUAAAUGGCAAAUCGAAGAAGCAUAACAAGGUGCAUAACUUGAACAACAUUCACCACAAACGCCAGGCUUAUGAUGAUGGCGCCGAUGAAGGUUCUGGAGAUGAUCCAAGAUUCAAUGAUUUUGGCGAAACCGAUUUGUGGGAAGGUCUUAUUACUGUGGAUAUGCCUUGGGAUGAUGAAUUUGAGAACAAACGGAGUUCUGAAUUUCAACAACUGCAACAACAAAUCGGUGAUGCCUUUAGUCAAUGGUUCGAUAGGGAAUAUGAAAGUUUUGAUGAGUUUGCCUUGAAUGUGGAGUUGAUGAGUGCGAGACCCACCGAUGACCCCUACAAAAUGCAUUGCAUUAUACGUUUGGAGUUACCUGAGAAAUUGAAUAAUUUGGGCAAUGAUCUUCAAAACUAUCUACACAGAAAUCGUCGUUUGGGCGAUAUGAGUGUUGAUGCUGAUCCCGAAUACUAUUUCAGACGAGUUGAAGAAAUAGAUCCUAGUGCUGCCGCUGAUAAUAGCCAUCGUGAAGAUCCCCGUACCCAUGACACUCAUCAUUACACAGAUACUGAUCCCUAUGCCCAUCCUGAGGGUGAAAAUCCUUAUGAAAGUCCCUAUGGCAGUGAAAAUCCCUAUGGCAGUGAAAGUCCCACUGGCUACGAUAGCCGGGAGCGUGAUCCCAAUGCUGGUGAUUAUGGUCGUGGGGCUGAUCCCAAUGCUGGUGAUUAUGGUCGUGAAGCUGAUCCCAAUGCUGGUCGUUAUUAUCCUGAGAGUGAUCCCAAUGCUGGUGGCUAUGAUAGUCGUGAACGUGAUCCCAAUGCUGGUGAUUAUGAUAACCGUGAACGUGAUCCCAAUGCUGGUGGCUAUGAUAGCCGUGAACGUGAUCCCAAUGCUGGUGGCUAUGACAGCCGUGAACGUGAUCCCAAUGCUGGUGGCUAUGAUAGUCGUGAAUCUGAUCCCAAUGCUGGUGGCUAUGGUGGUUACGAUCCUAGCAGAGAUCCCAAUGCCGGUGGCUAUGGUGGUUAUGAUGCUGAAAGAGAUCCCAAUGCUGGUGGUUAUGGUACUUAUGAUCCUACAAGGGAUCCAAAUGCUGGUGGCUACGGAGGUUAUGAUCCCAAUGCUUAUGAUUCUGAAAAAGAUCGCAAUGAUUACGAUGGUGACAGAGAUACUGGUUAUGAUGGCACCGAUGAUGGAUAUUUCCCAGAUAAUCCCACUGAUACCGGUUAUAACGGCUAUCCCACAGAUCCCAAUGCCGAUAGAUAUGAUCCCAGAGGUAGCUCUGAAGGUACACCCACUGUCUAUGACUGUGAUCGCUAUCCCCAGGGAGAGUUCCAGUGUAUAAAUGGUGAUACAAUUCCUUGCAUUGCACGUUGUGACAAUAAGGCCGAUUGUUUGGAUGACUCCGAUGAGGAGGCCGAUAUGUGUAAUGCCAUAUUGGCACGCGAAGAAGAGGAAGAGGAUGAAGAGGAAGAAGACGUCGAAGAUGACCAUAAUCGCCGCGAAGAGGAUAAUCGUAGACCUCCCCCAAGCAGCUAUGAUUAUGAGGAUAACAAUCGCAAUCGCGAGGAAGAUCAGCCCACUGAACGUCCUGAAAACCCGGAAACCCCUCAAGAGAGUGACAUUUUCGAUUGUCGUGCAAAUCCUGGUGGUAAUUUCAUGUGCGCCAAUGGUGAGGUUAUACCCUGCUAUCUGCGCUGUGAUGGUGCACCCCAUUGUACUGAUAAUUCCGAUGAAACUGUCAGGGAAUGUCCAGACGAUGAUGCUUAUGCCUACGACCCAAUCAGUCCUCCAACGAGUUAUGACGGUAGCGAUAGACGUCUUGAAGAACCAACAGAACCCUCAAGUGCUGAAGGCGGUUACAGAGGGGUUUCUGUUGAAUCUUCCGGCGAAGGAGAAUAUCCCCCAGUAACUUCUAUGAACUGGGGUGGCAGUGAUCGUUCUAGCGGUUGUCGUGGUGAUACAACAUUCAUUUGUCAACACACCGGUUCCACCAUCUGUGAAGAGCAGAAAUGCGAUGGCAGAGAAGAUUGUCCCGAUGGUGAAGAUGAACAAGACUGUGAUGAAGUCGAACCAACAUAUCCAUACGAAAAGGUUUGCGAUGAAACUCAAUUUAAAUGUGAUGACCGCUGUCUGCCUAAGGAAUAUUUGUGCAAUGGCCAUACAGAAUGUUUUGAUGGAAGUGAUGAAAAGGAUUGUCCAGCUCAAGAAUGCACAUCCUCCCAAUAUAGAUGCCGCAGUGGCAUGUGUAUUGAUAACAGCAGACGUUGUGAUGGCACUAGAGAUUGUCCUGAUAACGAUGACGAAACUGAUUCAUGCCCUGUUGUGUGCAGUCAUAAUCAGUAUCUAUGUAGAGAUGGCGUCACUUGUAUUAGUGAUGGCCUUAUCUGUGAUGGCACCGAAGAUUGUGUUGACGGUGAUGAUGAAGAACACUGUGAUAGCAGUGGUGUUUAUUCCAAAAUCCCCUCUGACCAUCAUGACAAUGAUGAUGAAGACUAUUGUCUUUACAAUGAAUUUCGUUGUGACAAUGGUCAAUGUAUACCCUAUCGUGAGUUAUGCGAUAAUAUCUAUGAUUGUUCAGAUUACUCCGAUGAAAGGGAUUGUGAUCUAAGAGAUAUAGACAGAGAUAUCUUCGAUGAGGAUGAGAUUAUCAGAGAAUAUGCACCGCAUCACAGAAGGCCUACAACAGAGGCACCACCUUUACAUGAACUGGAUUUGACGGAAUUCUCUUAUUAUUAUCCUCAAUCCAAUUAUUACCACAAGGCCAACGAUUAUAAUCCUUGCACAACUUCACAAUUCAGAUGUGGCAAUAAUGUUUGCAUACCCAUACACUUGAGAUGUGAUGGUUUCUAUCAUUGCAAUGAUUUAACCGAUGAAUCAGAUUGUAAUGAAAAUCCGCCUCAAUUCAAUAGGCCCAUGACGAGCGAAAGGCCUCCGGCCAAUGUGAUGAUAAGAACAACGGUUACACCACGCAGAAAUUCCACCUUUUGGACACGUCCGGCUCCCACAACGACUAGUCAAACAACAACAACGCGCAGAACCACAUUGACCACUCCAGCUCCCACCAAAAAACAAUGCCUAAGUUCGGAAUUUAUGUGUGAAAAUGGUGAUUGUGUGGCUUUGGAAGCUGUUUGCGAUGGUACCGCUGAUUGUCCUCGCUAUGAUGAUGAAAGCUAUGGUCUAUGUAACUGUGAGACUGAUAAGUACAAAUGUAAACGCGGCGGUGGUUGUUUGCCCAAAACUCAAGUUUGUGAUGGCAGACCUCAGUGUAGAGAUGGCAGUGAUGAAAUAAAUUGUCAUUUUACUGCUAAUUUCAAUAAAACCCGCAAUUUGGCCGAAUGCUUAAGUUUUCAAUUUCAAUGCGCCGAUGGCAUCUGCAUAGCUGAUUAUAAACUAUGCAAUGGCAUAACCGAUUGCUUGGACGGUUCCGAUGAAAUGAAUUGUCCCAUGAAUUACGAUGACACAAAUUAUGACUUUGACACCGAAGAUUCUCUUAAUGGAUGCGAUAUUUAUGAAUUUGAAUGUGACUAUUCGCGUUGCAUACCUAUUGAGAAAAAAUGUGAUGGUUAUCCCGAUUGCGAUGAUGAAACCGAUGAAAUCGAUUGUCCACCAUUCACAGAUAAUUGUCAUGACAAUGAAUUUGAGUGUGAUAAUAAUUAUUGUAUUUUACGUGGUCAACUAUGCAAUGGCAUACCGAAUUGCAAUGAUGGCACUGAUGAAAAGAAUUGCACUUUCUGUCGGGAGGGUGCCUAUCUUUGUACUACGGGCGAAUGUAUUUUAGCCAAUUUGCAUUGUAAUGGCCAUAAUGAUUGUGCUGAUGGUAGUGAUGAGCACAACUGUGUCGCCACUGUGUUCACUCCCGAAGAUUGUACAAUCAAUCAAUUCUUCUGCGACGACGAUUGCCACGACAUAUCCAUACGCUGCAAUGGCAAGUUCGAUUGUGCCGAUCGCAGUGAUGAACAGGAAUGCCCACCAACCUAUCCAUUACCGGGUGGUAGACCACCUGUAUAUCCUUGUCCCCAACAUACAUGCAGCGAUGGUAAAUGUUAUAAUGAAAAUGAACGUUGCGAUGGCAUCCCCCAAUGUGACGAUGGCUCUGAUGAAAGUGAUUGUUGUGCAGCUGAUCAAUUCCGUUGCCGCAAUGGUGAAUGUGUCCCUGGCUAUGCCCAUUGCAAUAAUCGCCGUGAGUGUGUAGAUGGCUCCGAUGAGGAAGAUUGUACAGAUCCUGCUAUUUCAAGUGGACGUUGUGCACCUUCACAAUUCCGUUGUGACAAUGGUCAAUGUGUUACAGCCUUUGGUCGUUGCAAUGGUUAUGUGGAUUGUGCCGAUAGUUCCGAUGAAAAAUAUUGCCGAACCUCAACCACAACAAUGACCAAUAGACGGGCAUGUGGUCCCAAUAUGUAUCGUUGCGAAAAUGGUCCUUGCAUACAAUCAUCAAUGCGUUGCAAUGGCGUUUAUGAUUGUCCUUUGGACAUAAGUGAUGAGUUAGAUUGUCCUACUAUGGAUAAUGAAAUCGAUACUGAUGUACCUACCACUGCAGCUCCUCAAUUGAAUUUGAAGACCUAUCCUGAUAAUCAAGUCAUUAAAGAAAGUCGUGAAGUCAUCUUCCGUUGCCGUGAUGAAGGUAUGCUACGUGCCAAGGUUAGAUGGACCAGACCUGGCGGUCGCCCCUUGCCCAUUGGUUCCCGCGACAAAGAUGGCCGUUUGGAAAUUCCCAAUAUUCGCAUGGAAGAUUCGGGCACUUAUAUUUGUGAAGCUGUUGGCUAUCCACGUCAUGUUUCCGGACAACAAGUCUCCGUCCAAUUGACCGUUGAGAAAUACAAUCCUCGUGAUGAUCGUUUGCCCUCAGCCUGCUCAGCCAUACAGGCCACUUGCAUGAAUGGCGAAUGCAUUGACAAGUCUCAGAUUUGCGAUGGCAUACCCCAUUGCUCGGAUGGUUCGGAUGAACACAGCUGCUCCCAAGGCCGUAAAUGUCAACCCAAUCAGUUUAUGUGCCGCAACUCCAAGUGCGUUGAUCGUGUCUGGCGCUGUGAUGGUGAAAACGAUUGCGGUGAUAAUUCCGAUGAGGAAAGUUGUGAUCCUGAGCCCAGUGGCGCUCCCUGCCGUUAUGAUGAAUUCCAAUGCAGAAGUGGUCAUUGUAUACCCAAAUCCUUCCAGUGUGAUGACACCAAUGAUUGUCGUGAUGGCUCUGACGAAAUCGGUUGCAUGGCUCCUGAUAAGAUACGCGAUCCUCCACCAACUCAAAACCUAAGACCCGGAGAAUCUUUGAAUCUGACCUGUGUUGGUGUGGGCACUCCCACUCCCGUUAUUGUGUGGCGUCUCAAUUGGGGCCAUGUUCCCGAUAAAUGUGUCUCCAAGAGCUACAGCGGUACUGGCACUCUCUUCUGUCCUGACAUGCAGUUUGCCGAUAGCGGUGCCUAUUCCUGUGAAAUCAUCAAUUCCAAGGGCAGCAAAUUCACCAGCGAUACCAUAGUUUCAGUUGAUGGCCCCGGCGGUCCUGGCAUCUGCCCCUCGGGUAGUUUCAAUUCGGCCGCUCGCCGUCCCGAAGAUUGCCUCAGCUGCUUCUGCUUUGGCAUUACCAAGUCCUGCAAAUCCAGCAAUCUAUUCAUCAGCACCAUUCAACCACCCAUUACCUCACAUCGUGUGGUCAAUGUUGAGAUAAGUCCCUACAACGAUAUUGUCAUCAAUGAGGCUCCCGUCAGCGGCAUUAUGAAUCUUAGACAUGGUGUUCAGUUCCGUGCCUCUGAUGUUCAUUUUGGCGGCCGCACCUCUCCCUACUUGGCUUUGCCCCAGGACUUUAUGGGCAAUCAAUUGAAAUCGUAUGGCAACCCUCUUAAAUAUGAUGUGCGUUUCGAUGCCACUGGAAGCCCCACACGCAAGCCUGAUGUCAUCAUAACGGGCAAUGGCUUUACUUUAACCUAUCGCUCUCGCAAUGCUCCUCAGCCCAACACUGUUAACCACAUGGAAAUUCCCUUCACUCCUGGCAGUUGGAUGCAACCCGAUGGACGUACGGCUACCCGUGAGGAGAUCAUGAGGAUUUUGUCCAAUGUUGACAAUGUUUUGGUGCGCUUGAGCUACGUUGAGGCCACCGAAAGAGAAGUCGAGGUGACCAACAUUAUGAUGAGCUCGGCAGGACCGCACGAUCAAGGUCUGGGACCAGCCAGCUUGGCUGAGAAGUGCUCUUGCCCCGUUGGUUACACCGGUGAUUCUUGCGAAUCCUGCGCCCCUGGCUAUGUGCGCCAACCCGGCGGAGCCUGGUUGGGUCGUUGCGUGCCAUUCGUCGAAGAACGCUGCCCACCCGGCAGCUAUGGUGAGCCACGCCGUGGCAUUCCUUGCCGCGAGUGUCCUUGCCCUCAAACCGGUUCCAAUAACUUUGCUUCGGGUUGUUCCUUGGGCCCCGAUAACGAGGUCACUUGCAACUGCAAUGAAGGCUACACUGGACGCCGUUGUGAAAGCUGUGCUCCCGGCUACGAAGGCAACCCCUUGGCUCCCGGUGGUCGCUGCUACCCUGCCCCCGAUGACAACUGCAACAGCGAAGGCACCUACUCCGUGCUGCCCAACAACACUUGCGAAUGCAAAUCUUUGGUUAGUGGACCUCGUUGCGAUACCUGCAUGCCAGGUUCCUAUCAUUUGAACUCGUUCACCUACACCGGCUGUAUUGAAUGCUUCUGCAGUGGAUUACCCGUCAACUGCGGCAGCAGUACCUGGAAUCGCGACCAAAUUACCUCCACCUUUGGACGUUCCAGAGCUCCACAUGGUUUUAGCCUUAUACGACACUACGACACUGAUGUACCCUUGCCUGUGGAAUUCACCUUAACCGACUCUUCGUUGACCUUCAGUGAAUUGCCCUCGUCGGAACCAUUGUACUGGAGCUUGCCAGCACCUUUCUUGGGCAACCAGAUAACGGCAUAUGGUGGCAAACUGAGCUACAACGUCAGCUACAGUCCCAUGCCAGGCGGUUCAAUGUCUCGCAGUACCACCCCCGAUGUAGUCAUAAAGUCUGGCGAAGAUUUGACCAUCAUCCAUUACCGCAGAGGCGGCUUCAGUCCCAGUGAACCCAACUCGUAUGCCAUACCCAUCAUCGAAAGUGCUUGGCAGCGUUCGGAUGGCCAAACCGUUAACAGGCAACACUUGUUGAUGGCCUUGUCCAAGAUCGAUGCCAUCUACAUUAAGGCCACCUACACCACCAGUACCAAGGAUGGAACUUUGACCUAUGUCUCCUUGGACAUUGCUAACCCCAGCAGCACUAGUGGUAUUCGUGCCUCGGAAGUGGAGGAAUGCCGCUGUCCCCUGGGCUAUGUAGGACCCUCUUGUGAACGCUGUGCUCCUGGCUACAAACGCUCCGAAGGUGGCCUCUAUUUGGGCUUGUGCGAACCCUGCGAGUGCAAUGGCCACUCCGAACAAUGCGACAGUGAGACCGGAACUUGCCUUAAUUGUGCCGACAAUACCGAGGGAGAUAUGUGCGAACGUUGUGCUGAUGGAUUUAGAGGAGAUGCCUCAGCUGGCACCCCAUACGAUUGCCAGCCCGAUGAUCCCUAUGCUCCACGUCCUCCCCCGCCACCUCGUCCUACACCUGAAGCCGGAAAUGCAACUCGUAACUGUUAUCACUGUAACGAAGCCGGCACCGUCUCUUGCGUUGGUGACUAUUGUCAGUGCAAACCCAAUGUACAGGGACGCCGUUGUGAUCAAUGUCGUUCAGGCACCUAUGGUUUGUCCAAAAAUAAUCCCGAUGGCUGCGAAGAAUGUUUCUGCUCGCACAAAUCCACAACAUGUCGUUCAGCUUCUCUCUAUCGUCAGUUGAUUCCAGUCGACUUCAUCAGCAACCAACCGCUGUACACCGACGAGGAAGGUUUGGUGGCCGAUACCGAGAAUUUGAGCUUUGACUUGGAAGCAAAUGAAUACACCUACUCCUACACUUCGUACACUCCCAAAUACUGGAGCCUAAGGGGUUCAGUGCUUGGCAAUCAAUUGUACUCGUAUGGCGGCACUCUAUCCUACCAAUUGCGAGUUGACUCCUAUGGACACUAUGAGCCUGGCAAUGAUGUCAUUUUGAUUGGCAAUGGCAUGAAACUGAUAUGGUCACGUCCCACUUCGGAACAAGACAAUGAGGACUACAGCAUACGUUUGCAUGAGGAUGAGAACUGGCAGACCAUGCAGCGCGGUGUAAUGGAGCGAGCCUCACGUUUGGACUUUAUGAAUGUUCUAUCCAAUUUGGAACAUAUUUUGAUUAGAGCCACACCAAAGAUACCCACCACUCGUUCCUCGAUUAGCGAUGUCAUCUUGGAGAGCGCCGUCGAAACACCAAAGCCAGGUGCCACCCAGGCCAUUGAUAUCGAAUUGUGUACCUGUCCCCCAGGCUAUGCGGGCUCAUCAUGUGAAAGCUGUGCUGCCAUGCACUAUCGCGACAACUAUGGUAAUUGUGUGGCCUGUCCCUGCCAAGAGGAUACCACCAGCUCAUGCAGUCUAGAUGAACGUGGCUAUGUGAAAUGUCAAUGUAUGUCAGGCUAUACUGGAGAUCGUUGUCAAAAUCUGGACUAUGGAACUGAUCUUACUCCAGAACCUCCCAGACCCGAUACUGGCGAUUUGGAAUUCAAAACUCAAAUAAGAGUCUCUAUUGCACCACCACUCAUUACCAUUAUUCCCGUGGGUGGUUCUCUAACACUCUCAUGUACCGGUUACUUGGUGUACAAUGGCAGCCCCGUUAUUGUCAGCUGGUAUAAACUGAACGGUGAUAUGCCUUUCCGUUGGGAUCAAGAAAGCGGUAUUCUACAUCUUUAUGAAUUGCAAAUUCAUGAUUCCGGUACUUACAUCUGUCAAGCUCGCAAUAAUCAAACCAAUCGCGUAUACGAAGAUCAAAUAUCUAUUACCAUCACCGAAGAUGCUCGCCGCUCACCACCCAGAAUCGAAAACUUACCCUCACACCAUACCUUCCCCGAGUAUGCACCCAGUGAAAUCAAUUGCCAAGUUAGUGGUAAUCCAACUCCCGUUGUUACUUGGACUCGUGUCAAUGGCCAAGUAUCCAGCGAAGUACGUGUCGAAGGCAGCCGUUUGAUAUUCGAGAGACCACGCAAAUCUGACGAAGGCAGCUAUAGAUGUCAGGCUAGCAAUGGCGAAGGCCCAUCCGCCGAACAAUAUACUCAUGUGUAUAUUGAACAAACAUCGACCCAACCUCCUCCACCCCAACGUGAAUUGGUCUACAUCGAACCUCCAUCAUACUCUGGCGAGUCAGGUCAAUUAGUGCGUUUAACUUGCAAUCCCAUAUCGAAUAUAGUGCUCAAAUACGAAUGGACCAAGGAUGGUUAUCCCAUCUAUCGUGAACACAACUUGAUCAUUAAUGGCAACACCUUGGAGAUUCGCGAAUCCUCACCACGUGACUCUGGUACUUACACUUGCAUUGGUAUCGAUAUACGUGGACGCCGCAAUUACACUUCCGAUGCUCAUGUGAUUAUUGAGGAUGGUGGCAGACCACCCAUAUUACCACCAUACACUGGAGGCAAUCCUCCUCCUGUGGUUCGUGCUUUGCCCGAAGAGAAUUUAGUUGUCCAAGGUCGUGACUUUUCCAUAACUUGCGAAGCCUCUGGCACACCCAGACCCACAAUUACAUGGACCAAGGUUCAUGAAACUUUGGGUGACAAUGUUCGUCAAACCGGCAAUGUUUUGCGUAUUACUUCGGCCCGCCCUGAUAAUCGUGGUAUCUAUUUGUGUAUUGCCGAAAGCGAGUCGGGCACUGAUCAAUCCAGCACUUAUAUCGAUAUUGAACCUCGUGAACGACCAACUGUUGACGUUGAUCCCAAAGAACCACAAAUCAUUACGGUGGGUGGUCAGGGUAUGCUUUACUGCACAGCCACUGGCAUACCUUCACCUCGCGUACAAUGGACUCGUAUUGACGGCCAACCACUAUCACACAGACAUACAACUCAAAGUGAUCCUGGCUACAUUGUCAUUAACGAUGUUGCUUUGGAAGAUGCCGGCGAAUACAAAUGUGAAGCCGAAAACGUAGUUGGCAAAGUAAGCGGCACUGUUAGCAUUCGUGUUAUCGAAGCCCCCGUCAUAACCCUACAGCCCAAUGAGGAGAUUGUAAGAGUUACCGAAGGCGAUGAAGUUAAGAUUGUCUGCUCGGCCACUGGUACUCCUAGCCCCAGUGUGCGCUGGAUUAAGGAAGGUGCAGAGACCUAUAGUUUUGCUGCUGCCGCCGAACAAUACAACCAGGCCGUUUUGGAAUUCUAUCGUGUCAGCAUGGACGAUGCCAAGAUCUACAAAUGUAUUGCCUCCAAUGAAGCCGGUCCCGAUGAACGCUAUGUUGUGUUGGAUGUUAAGCGCCGUCGUGGUGAUGCUCCUGAUGACAGCGAUGUUGACAGAUAUCCCAGCCGUCCCCCAUAUCAACCACCCCAAUAUCCACCAUCCAACCAACCUCAAUACCCACCUCAAUACCCACCCCAAUAUCCACCACAAUACCCACCAUCCAACCAACCCCAAUAUCCACCCCGUCAACCUCAGAAAGCUUAUGAGGCCAGACUUGGUGAUAAUGUAACCUUAACCUGCGACUUAGAUGCCGCCUACGAAACCAAAUGGGAGCGUGUUGAUGGCCGUCCCCUACCCACCAAUUCCUAUACCGAUCGCAACAGAUUAAUGGUGGAACAUUUCAAUGUAAAUAAUGCAGGAGAAUAUCGUUGCAAUGCUUUGGAUAGCCGUGGAACCCUUAUCACAUUCCAUUUGGCCGAAUUAGUGUACACUCCCAUACCACGUAUUACUCUGCAUCCUCAAAUGCCAAUGCAUGUUAAUGCCAAUACUGAUGUAACUAUUACUUGUAUGGUCGAUGGCGCUCAACCGAUAUCCGUAUCCUGGCAUACAGAAAAUAAUAGACCUUUGCCCAGCUCUGUUUCCACUGACGGCAAAUACUUGAGAUUCUAUGACAUUACACCUGGUCAUGCUGGUCGUUAUCGCUGCACUGCCAGCAAUCGUUUUGGAAAUACCACCGAAUUGGCCGAAGUUAUUGUCAAUCGCGGCCAUACCUUUGAACCUCAACCCACUAGUAAGCAAUACCAAUUGAAUGAAGGCGAAACUGUUCAAAUGCUCUGCGAUAUUGGAGCAAUGAGGGCAUCAGUUCGUGGUGAAAUUCAUUACACCUGGCGCCGUGAAGAUAACCAACCUUUGCCACCCAAUGCCAUAAGCCGCAACAAUGAACUUGUCAUCAAUAAUGUACGAAAACAAGAUGAAGGACGUUACAUUUGUGAAACCUACACUGCCAGUGGCUCAGCACAGCCAUCCUAUGCCGAUUUGUAUGUCAAGAGAGGUCACAGCGUUAAUGAUAUACCUUGCAUGGUCCUCUAUAUCUGUACAGAUUAUAAACCCUUGAGGAUAAUCAAAACCAAGCCAUUGACACCAGCCACAGCACCGGUUUCCUUGCCCCCAUCUUCAAUGACUACAACAGGUCGUAGCUCCUACAGCUGUCAGCCCAGCGAUUUUAAGUGUGUCUCUCACCCCCACACCUGUGUGGCCAAACACAUGGUAUGCGAUGGUAUUCAUGAUUGUACCGAUCAUUCGGAUGAGUUCAAUUGUACGCGUGAUCAGACCACCGCCUACAAACGUUGGAAAAAACACUACUAUCAACAUGUCAAUCAGGGAGUGGGCAUGAGAAGGUACAAAAGAAAAUUCCCUCUAUUGACAAAGAUACCACUAUCGCCGCCACCAGCAACUGCUUACUUUGGAAGAGAACAGCUGAGCCAUAGGGCCCCAUAUGGCAAAAGCAAAGGCAAAGGCGUUUAUGAAUCAAAACAAAGACCCGGCGUAAGACACAUACCCCCCUCCUAUUAUCCACCCCCUGCAAUAUAUCAUCCAACAACCACACCACGCCCCCGUGAUUAUGGUUUAAAAUUGGAUCAGCAACAUUCAAAUUUGCGAGUUGGCGAAUCCACUGAAGUGGAGUGUUAUUCAUCCGAUAACAGUUACACCGAUGUCAUUUGGGAAAGAGCCGAUGGCAAGCCAUUGCCACUACACAUUAAGCAAAUUGGCAACCGCUUGAUCAUCAACAAUGUCACCCCCGAAGAUGCCGGAAACUAUGUUUGCAGAUGCAAGACCGAUGUGGGAGAUCUCUACACUACCAGUUAUGAAUUGGCCAUUGAAGCAAAUACCCAUGAAUGGAAACAUCCUAAAAUUGAACAUGCCGAAGUUGGCGCCAAUGUGAAAUUGAAUUGUGAUGCUCAGUCGGAUCAUUUGUCACCAAGCUACAGAUGGUCACGUCAAUAUGGACAAAUGCAAAUGGGCACUGAUAUUUUAGGUGACUCUUUGUCAUUGGAAAAUGUCCAGGCCAAUGAUGCCGGCACUUAUGUCUGCACAGCCACCACCGCCACUGGAGAUUCCGUUGACUAUCCCACCAUUUUGGUGGUUACCGGCGCUAUUCCUCAUUUCCACCAGGAACCCAUCAGUUACAUGUCAUUCCCCACACUACGUGAUUCCUAUGUCAAGUUCAAUUUCGAUAUAACAUUCCGCCCCGAGAAUGGCGAUGGCCUACUCCUAUUCAAUGGCCAAAAGAGAGGCAAUGGAGAUUAUAUUUCGCUCUCGCUUAAUGAUCAAUAUCCUGAGUUCCGUUUCGAUUUGGAUGGCAAGACCAUGAUUGUAAGAGGUGAACAGGCUUUGGCAUUGAAUGAAUGGCACACCAUACGAGUACAUCGUUUCCGACGUGAUGGUUACAUGCAAGUUGAUGGUCAACAUCCUAUUGCUUUCCCUACCCUUUCGGCGUCGUCAUCGUUGGAUUUGGUGGAAGAUUUGUAUUUGGGUGGUGUACCAAGUUGGGAUAUUCUACCGGAACAGGCCAUAGAACAGGAAGUAGGAUUUGCCGGUUGCAUUAGUCGCUUGACUUUGCAGGACAGCAUUAUUGAAUUGAUGAAGGAGGCCAAGAUGAAGGAAGGCAUUACAGCUUGCAAGCCCUGCGAUUCUAAACCCUGCUCGAACAAUGGCAUUUGCUUAGAGAGUCAAACUGAAAUGGGCUAUACCUGUAUCUGCCAACAGGGCUGGACGGGUCGUCAUUGCGCUGUUGAGGGUACACAAUGUACUCCUGGAAUUUGUGGCACAGGACGUUGUGAGAAUACGGAAAUGGGCAUGGAAUGCAUGUGUCCCUUGAACAAAACAGGAGAUCGUUGCCAGUACAUUGAACAUUUGAAUGAGAAUAGUUUGGCCUUUAAGACCAACAGCUUUGCUGCCUAUGCAACUCCUCGUGCCUCAAAAUUGCAUAUCAAGUUCAAGGUUAGACCCAACUCCUUGGAAGAUGCCGUUUUGUUCUACGCCGCCGAAUCUCGUUUGCCCAGUGGCGAUUAUGUUGCUGUGGUCUUGCGCAACAAACAUGUCGAACUGAUUAUUAACACUGGAGCCAGAUUGAAACCAGUUGUUGUACGCUCUCUACAUCCCUUGCCCCUCAACCAAUGGACCGACAUUGACAUUUCUCGUCGCUUUGGUGAAGGCUUCCUUAUUGUGGGCAAUGAUCCAGAGCAAAAGGCCAAGGCAUCGGGAGCAGCCAGAACUUUGUACAUCAAGACACCAAUGUACAUUGGUGGCUAUGAUCAUGAGAAGAUUACCCUGAAUCGUGAUGUGAAUAUCACACGAGGAUUUAAUGGUUGCAUAAAGAAUCUCUACGAAGGUGUUAAACAAUUUAACCUAAUCGCUGAUAUCCAAGAUGCUGCCAAUAUACAAAAUUGUGGUGAGAGUAAUGAAAUCGACCAAAACGAAACCUUUGAGCCCGAACAUCCGAAAAACCUCGAAAAUAAUCCCUGUGCCAGCGAUCCUUGCGAGAAUGGUGGCACCUGCACAGUUGAACACGAAGAGGCUGUAUGUCUUUGCAAUAUUGGAUUUGCCGGCAAGCAUUGUGAAGAUCACAUUUCCCUAAACUUUGACGCCAAUUUCCAUGGCAAUGGUUAUUUGGAAUUGAAUCGUUCGCAAUUCGAUGAAAACGUUGAACAGAAAUUCUCCAGUGCUGCCAUGGUCUUCUCCACAACAGCUCCCGAUGGUCUGCUGUUAUGGUGGGGUCAGCCUAAAGGUGUAAACUACACCGGACAAGACUUUAUGGCACUGGCCAUUGUAGAUGGUAUUGCCGAAUUCGCUUUCCGUUUGAAUGGUAAAGAGGCUGUCAUACGCAAUCCCGAUAAGAGAGUCGAUGAUGGCAUCAGACAUAUACUACUGAUUAAACGUACCGAUAACACAGCCAUUUUGGAAUUGGAUCACAUAUUGUAUGCCGAUGAAAUCCAGGAUACUGGCAAAGAUACAAUGAGCUUACCAGGCCAUGUAUUCAUAGGUGGAGCACCUAAUCUGGAAUCCUUCACCGGCGGCCGUUAUAAGCAUCACUUCAAUGGUUGCGUUAAGGUUGUUGAAGGUGAAGUUAGCGGUAUCAUAGCACUAGGCCAAGUAGCAAUAAGCGGUAACAAUGUCGACACAUGUCCAAAAGACGAAGAAAUUGAUUUUGAAGGUACCGAGCCCCCAGUCGUUUAAUAGUUUUUAGUUAAAAAAAUUUAAAAUUGUUUAAAUCAACAACAACAACAACAAAAAUCUUAAAGCAAAACGAACUUUAUGGAAAAAUCCCAGCACUUUUACAUAAACAAACGAAAACACACAACAAAGAACAACAACUGCAAACAAAACCCAUUAAAAACAACUCAAAAAUCAAAACCAAUUUUAAAACUCCACUAAUUUAGUUUCAUUUUUUUUACAUAAAAAAAGCAAAACAACAAAAAAUAAAACAUUUUAAAACAAACAAAAUAAAUCAUAAGCCAAAACUAACAUAAUGAAAAAACAAAACAUAAACUAAUUUUAAACAAAAACGAAUCCAAAUGUGUCAUAUAUAUUUUAAAAAUAAGUAAAAUGAAGAAUAACAUAACUAAACAUCCUUAAACUUAUACCAAAUGAAAUCUGACCACUCUCUAUAAAUAACAAUGCAAACAAAAUGAAUUAUAAUGAAUUUUGAAACUCGACAAAACGUAUUUUGCCCUCUUCCAACACCAAAUAAAACUAAUGGGCAUUUUAAAAUGUUACUCAAAAACUGAAGCAAAAAAAUCUCGAUUUUAUUUUUAUGAUUUUUAUUUUUCUACAAUUUUUCCCUUUCCAAUCUCUGCCUGUUUUUAUACUCAAAUGAAUAGUUUUUUUAUUUGUGUACUACAAUUCCAUUAUUCGCUUAAAUGUGUUCUUCUUUUUUUUAUUAAAUAUAAUUAAAUUUAAUGUUAUUAAGCGAUUUUUUUAAUAUAAAUACAAAAACAAAAUACUAAUUUAAUUUUACCAUUAAUAUGUUUCUUUUAUUUUUGUAAAUGUUUAUCACAAAAAAAAGAAAAUGAAAAACACAGAGAAUAUUAAUAAAAUAAAGAAUUUUAAAAGAAAUGGUAUGUAAUAACGCAGAAUGAUGAAUGGAACCCAACCAAUUGUAAUAACAAAACUCUCUAUAAAAGAAAAAUCUAUUGUAAAAAGUUGUUAAGUGAAAAAAUAAAAGAAGCCAAAUUAUUACAAAAUAAAA
Stomoxys calcitrans (stable fly) is the source of this 16221-nucleotide messenger RNA. It is a transcript of the gene trol, whose product is annotated as basement membrane-specific heparan sulfate proteoglycan core protein. The record is from RefSeq and is a predicted model, not a curated record. The coding region runs from base 291 to 15209 and encodes 4972 amino acids. NCBI's taxonomy places the organism in Eukaryota, Metazoa, Arthropoda, Insecta, Diptera, Muscidae. The transcript has 44 exons. Gene Ontology annotation, cellular component: plasma membrane. Gene Ontology annotation, molecular function: calcium ion binding; protein binding.